Messenger RNA from Zootoca vivipara (common lizard), 2678 nucleotides. RefSeq names its product ornithine aminotransferase (gene OAT). Gene Ontology annotation, cellular component: cytoplasm. Lineage: Eukaryota; Metazoa; Chordata; Lepidosauria; Squamata; Lacertidae. Gene Ontology annotation, molecular function: L-ornithine transaminase activity; pyridoxal phosphate binding; identical protein binding. The record is from RefSeq and is a predicted model, not a curated record.
GCACUUUACCCAUGUGCAUCACUAUCCUUGUUUCCACUAUUUGCAAAUAGUGAUGUGACUGUAAAUAUUUGGCAGUGAGAUGAAUUUGGUAACUAGGCUGUAAAGCUAAAAUGCUUAAAUAGGAAAAUGGACCUGAGAAAGUACCAGUUUGGGUGGGAUUUACUUCUCAUUCAAAAUACCUUUAUAACCAGCAGAUUCAGAACAUUCUUCCAAAAUCAUUACAAGUAAAAAUGUAGUAUAUGAACAGAAAAUAUGAGUAUUCUCAAAAACGGUUUCUGUGUAUAUACAUACACGUAUUACUGUCUCAUCUCGUGUGCUGUUGCCUUAUGGGAAGGAUUUCAAAGGCAACUCGUCACACUUGCCAAGGUUAGGAAGUGACAUUAAGUAUCACAGCAGUUACAGUUAGAUUCAUACCGGUAGUAUUUUAAUAAACCAUAAAUUUGCCUCUUUCUAAAACCAGCAUUUAUUUCUUGUAUAUGCUUAUUAAGCAAGCUAGCUAUUUUUUUCCUGUGACGGGUGUGUAGUGGGCCAGGCCUGUAUAGUCCUAUCAUUGGGAAAUUCAUCCUGAUGCAAGCUUUCAGUGAUGCAAUUUUAAAUCUGGGUCGUAUCCAAAUCUUAUGUAGUGCAAUGCUUGCUAUUUUGGGGGGUGCAAUUUCUAAAUGUCACAUUGGAACUGCAUUAACAUGUUCUGUCAAUAUUAACAGAGGUAGCUAUUGACUUUUCCUGUAUAACAGGGCCAUCUGUCAUGGAUGCUUUAGGUGAGAUUCCUGCAUUGCGGGGGGUUGGGGGUUGGACUAGAUGACCCUUAGAUCCCUUCUAACUCUAUGAUUCUAUGAACUAGCAAAGCUAUAUGUCGUCUUUGUAUGCUGGAAUGGUAGGAUACUAACAGUGCAGUUCUGUGUAUGUUUGCUUGGAAACAAGUCUUUCAGUGUUCAAUGGGCCUUAUUCCCUUGCAAGUACAGUAAAGAAUCAAGCUUUUGUAGGCUGCACUCCUAGAAAUGUGUUUUAGUUUCCUGCUCCACUGUGAGGGAUGCUGCUUAAACAGCUUAUAACAAACCUUCAGCAUACUGUAACCAUGUUUUCUAAACUGGCUCAUCGGCAGUCGUUUGGCGUUCUCUGUCGAGGCGUUCAUGCUUCAGUGAGUUCAGCUACGUCAGUUGCAACUAAGAAAACAGUCCAAGGCCCUCCAUCAUCUGACUACAUAUUUGAGCGUGAGGCCAAGUAUGGUGCACAUAACUACCACCCGCUCCCUGUUGCUCUUGAAAAAGGAAAAGGUGUUUAUGUAUGGGAUGUAGAAGGCAGAAAAUACUUCGAUUUCUUAAGUGCUUACAGUGCUGUCAAUCAAGGCCAUUGUCACCCAAAGAUUGUAGAUGCUCUGAAAGCCCAGUGUGACAAACUUACCCUUACCUCAAGAGCGUUUUACAAUGAUGUACUUGGCGAAUAUGAAGAGUAUAUCACAAAAAUGUUCAAAUACAACAAAGUACUUCCAAUGAACACAGGUGUGGAGGCUGGAGAAACAGCGUGUAAACUGGCUCGCAAGUGGGCAUAUACAGUGAAAGGAAUUCCCAAAUACAAGGCAAAGAUAGUUUUCGCAGCCGGCAACUUCUGGGGAAGAACGUUGUCUGCUAUCUCAAGUUCUACAGAUCCUUCCAGUUAUGAUGGGUUUGGACCAUUUAUGCCAGGGUUUGAAAUAAUUCCAUACAAUGACUUGCCAGCUCUUGAGCGUGCACUUCAAGAUCCAAAUGUAGCAGCUUUCAUGGUGGAACCAAUUCAAGGGGAAGCUGGUGUCGUUGUUCCUGAUAAAGGUUACCUCACAGGUGUGCGAGAGCUUUGCACAAAGCAUAAUGUUCUCUUUAUCGCUGAUGAAAUUCAGACCGGGUUGGCAAGGACUGGGAAAAUGCUGGCUGUCGAUCAUGAAAACGUUAGACCAGAUAUGAUCCUGCUUGGAAAGGCCCUGUCUGGAGGUGUUUAUCCCGUUUCAGCGGUACUAUGUGAUGAUGAAAUCAUGCUCUCCAUUAAACCUGGAGAACAUGGUUCUACGUAUGGAGGGAACCCAUUGGCUUGCCGGGUGGCCAUAGCAGCACUUGAGGUCAUUGAAGAAGAAAAGUUAGUUAAGAAUUCAGAAAUGAUGGGCAACUUAUUGAGGAAUGAGCUUAUGAAGACUCCGUCAGAUAUUGUGGCUUGUGUCAGAGGAAAAGGAUUAUUAAAUGCUAUUGUUAUUCGUGAAACGAAAGACUAUGAUGCCUGGAAGGUGUGUCUGCGACUCCGUGACAAUGGACUGCUGGCCAAACCAACACAUGGUGAUAUCAUCCGAUUGGCUCCCCCGCUGGUGAUCAAGGAGGAUGAGAUCAGAGAAUGCAUUGAAAUUAUCCACAAAACCAUUUUAUCUUUCUAAAGGCACAGUGUUCAAUGUCCACCUUCAACUUUGAUUCCAUAAUGCUACUGCAAAAGUAAUAUUCUUGAAACUCCCUCUCCCCCUUUUUCAAGUUCAAUAUUUUUCAUCCAACUAUUCCUGCUGGGUUGAAAACCAAAAGCCUUCUAAAAUCAAAUAGUUUUAAUUUUUUUUAAAAAUAAUGGACCUGGGGAAAAAAAGCAAAUGACUAAAAUUGUUUUUAUUGUGACUUUGGCUAUGUCUCUUUUUACGCGUCAGCCAAAAUAUAAAUUAUAUGAAACUGUUG